Molecule: messenger RNA, 507 nt
Organism: Capsicum annuum
Lineage: Eukaryota; Viridiplantae; Streptophyta; Magnoliopsida; Solanales; Solanaceae
Exons: 2
Coding region: 1-507 (168 amino acids)
Molecular function (GO): zinc ion binding
Source: RefSeq, a predicted model, not a curated record
AUGGCUAAAGCUUAUAGAAAAGAAGAUUUUGAUUACAUUAUGACAAAGGUUGGUAAGGUUGAUCCCAGGGUUAAGGAAUAUCUGGAAGAAGCUGGUUAUGAAAAAUGGAAGUACAUUAUUGAUAUUGAUCGUGGUACGUGCAACUGUGGCCAGUAUCAAAUUGAUGAAAUACCAUGUGCACACGUAAUUGUCAUUUUAAAGAGUAAAAAUAUUGAUGUAAAAGAGUAUGGUUGUUACUGCUCAGAAUUGUACAGGCCAAACACCAUUGUCAAGACGUACGAACUCCCAAUAGUUACUAUGCUAGACAUGAAGGAUUGGAAUAUUCCACAAUUUGUUGAUGACGAAGAAGUUCUGCCACCUAAAUACAAAAGACCUCUAGGUAGGCCAAAGAAAAGAAGGCAUUUGAAAUCUAGUGAAUCACUUACUGCAAGUUCAAACCAUUGCGAUAAAUGCAAGCAUGCAGGCCACAACCGUAGGAAGUGCGAUUACUUUUCAAAGGAAUCAUGA